This is a messenger RNA of Gloeophyllum trabeum ATCC 11539, 2382 nucleotides long. RefSeq lists its product as uncharacterized. NCBI's taxonomy places the organism in Eukaryota, Fungi, Basidiomycota, Agaricomycetes, Gloeophyllales, Gloeophyllaceae. The coding region runs from base 1 to 2382 and encodes 793 amino acids. The record is from RefSeq and is a predicted model, not a curated record. Gene Ontology annotation, biological process: mRNA cis splicing, via spliceosome; maturation of 5S rRNA. Gene Ontology annotation, cellular component: U4/U6 x U5 tri-snRNP complex. The transcript is spliced from 10 exons.
AUGUCGAUGGAAGAGAGCAUUAGCUUGGAGGAGACCAAUAAGAUUCGUAUUUCUCUUGGUCUCAAACCUCUCACAGACGACAAGGCUCCGGCAGACGACAAGGAGAAGCAGGCUCAUGACAACUAUGCCAGAGCCAGAGAGCAGGAAGCGAAGGAGAAGGAGAAGAAGGCGAUCCAGGAUCGCAUAGCAAAGGUGAGAAACAGGCGCGAACUUCACGCGUCUCUGAGUGGGGCCACCCUUGGUGACGCCGACAAAGAUGUAGACGACACCCUCAAAUGGAUUAAGAGGGCUAAGAAGCGAGAGAAAGAGCUUGCGAAGAAGAGACAGGAGGAACUAGAGAAUAUGGAUAAGAUGUUCCAGGCCGAAUAUACCGAGAGGGAUCUUGAGGGCCUGAAGGUCAGCCAUAACUUCGAGGACAUGGACGAAGGAGAAGCGAAGAUACUUACGCUGAAAGACAGUCGGAUCCUUGAUAACGAAGAGGAUGAGCUGCAGAAUGUGGAGAUGGCAGAGGAGGAUCGGCGUAAGAAGAACCAGGAGAUGAAGAUCAAGCGUCGUGAUUACACGGGAUAUGAUGACGAUGAAUUCGAACCGGGUAAUGCAGGGGCUAAGCGGGCCAUACUAGCGAAGUACGACGAGGUGCUGGAGGGACCGAAGGAACAGUCAUUUCGGCUCGGGGCAACAGCACUUACUUCUGAAGGCAAGCAGGCGGUGAGCCAAGAGACCGCUGCUGCUGUCAAAAAAUCGUUGUUAUCCAUAGACUAUGCUAAAAAUUUGGAGACCGCUGACUAUCUCAAGGAAGGUGAUGUUGGUUUCAAGAAGCCUAAGACAAAGAAAAAGCGGCCAAGCAGGCGAGUAGAGCAGGAUCCUGAGAUUCGUCCUGUCCAAGAUGAUAAUCAGAUGGAAAUCGAUGAGAAAUCAGUAGCCCCUCGAGCUCGCAACCUAGAUGCCAACUUCGUUGACGAUGACGAGCUGCAGUCUGCUCUCGCUCGUUCACGGCGAGCCAAAAUCAAGAAAGCCAAGAAGUUGACUCCUGAAGAAAUUGCUCAGAAGAUCGCCCAGGAACGUGCACGUGAAGAGGCUGAGAGGGGUCAAGAUGUCAUCAAAGUUGAGGACGAUGACGAAGGGGAUGAGGAUGGCGGUCUUACGAUUGACGACACAUCUGAGUUCGUUCGCUCUAUAAAUUUCGACCCCGACGCUGCCAAGAAGGAACCUGCAGUCAAGAGAGAGACUUCAGAAGUGCCGGUAUCCAGAGCCAAGUCCGAAGCACGUUCAGAUGUAGCCAUGGGCGAUGUAGACGACCCAAUGGAAGAGCUCGAGGCGGGAGAAGUCAGGGUUAAGGACGAGGACGAGGAAGAUGAGGAGGCUAUGCUUCACGACAUCGAGAACGCCCUCCGAGAAACGGAAGAAGAGGAGAAGAAGAAAGCAGCGGCUCAGGCGCCUGAAGUCGACAUUGGGACUUCCUCGGAACCUACCUUCAGUGGAGGGAUGGCGUCUACUCUUAACAUCCUCCGUCAGCAAGGUAUUCUUGCCGCUCCCAAGGCUGACAUUAUUGAAAGAGAGAGGGUCCAGAGGCAAAGGGACUUAUGGUUGGCUGAGCAGCGCCGGCGUCUGGCUGAACGGGAACUCGAACGUCUCAAGGCACGUGGUGCUCCUAAAGACCAGGCGACUCGCGAAUACGAGAAUCGUCUGCGCGAGCAACAGGAGGCACGGGAACAGCUGGAAAUGUACAAGAACUACAAGCCGGACGUCAACAUCGUCUACUAUGACGAGUUUGGUCGCGAGAUGUCUGUGAAGGAGGCUUGGAAAGCCUUGUCUCACAAGUUCCACGGCAAAGGGUCUGGCAAAAUGAAGACGGAGAAACGACUGAAAAAGAUCGCUGAGGAGAAAAAGAAGGAGGCGAUGGCGAGUGGGGACACUCCCCUCAGCAUGAACCGGGCGUUCCAGAUGCGGCAAGAGAAGACGGGGCAAGCGCACUUUGUGCUGUCGGUUGGCAAUAGAGGUGCUGUGCCGCAAGCCGAAGCCUUCCUGGACACGGCACAGCUCUCCAAAGGGAAGACCGAGAAGCAGAAGGCUAAGAGAAAGGAGAAAGAAAGCAAGACCGCUGCGCACCAGGAACAAGGCUUUAUCACAUUACCUGCUCCUACGUCUAAUGGAGCGAGCCCGGCGCCGAUCACACCUGUGAUUGCCUCCGGUGCGGCGAGCACUCACGCCGACUCACCUGCGCCCAAACCAGGCUUUAGGAGUAUCGCGCCGGCGUCCACACCUAUGGAUGCUGCUGAUGGCAAGGUGAACGGCUCGGGGGAGCGUAUGAAGGUGGCAUUGUCGUUGAAGAGGAAAGCUGGCGACGAGCUCAGGGAUUCUCCGCAACCGAAGAAACGGUAG